Leptinotarsa decemlineata (Colorado potato beetle) is the source of this 2877-nucleotide messenger RNA. Its product is annotated as protein asteroid. Gene Ontology annotation, molecular function: nuclease activity. The record is from RefSeq and is a predicted model, not a curated record. NCBI's taxonomy places the organism in Eukaryota, Metazoa, Arthropoda, Insecta, Coleoptera, Chrysomelidae.
UUCUUAACGUGAACAGCCUAUACUGGUCUAUGCGUCAAUGAUAUGACUUAAGUGACAUAUGUUAUACAUACACGGAGUUGAAGAAAAGGGUAAAGAAGAGGAGACAUCAAACUCCAAAUAAGAAUUUGAUUUGACAACGUAAUUAAAGAUUGCAUAAGUAUGACUACACAGUAAAAAGAGCAAAGUAAAUAACUUGAAGUCAUCAAUAACCUACCCUAAUGUCAGUGUAUUUUCUACUCACUAACUAAAACCAGUAAUAGUAAAUGAAGCUCAUUCAGCCACAGUAGAAUAUACUGUGAUUCAGCAUUAGACAAGGAUUCCAGUAAAACUCUUUUUGGCUUAUAAGGAUAUCCCAUGUUUGACAAUUGGCUACUACCAUUGGGUUUUUUGGGAAAUAUAAAAUACUGUACAAGGUGAAAUGGGCAUCAAAGGUCUUACAACAUUUGUUAGGAACAAGUCAGAAUUUUGUAUGGAAAGAUUUGAAUUACAUGACACAGAUAUUGUAAUUGAUGGAGAUGCUGUGCUUUGUCAACUUUACUUGAGACAUACAUUCCACAAGAAUGCUUGUUUUGGAGGCGAUUAUGACAAGUUUGGAAACACAAUCUACAAGUUUUUUCUAAUGCUUUCUGAAUGCAAAGUGACACCCUAUGUAAUACUUGAUGGAGGCUACGAAAGUCGUAAAAUGGAUACAAUUCUAGAACGUUUCAAAAGCAGGCUAGAAAAAGUGACAGUACUGAAUCCUAGAACUCAAAAUAAAAAUACGUCUACACCAUUAUUCAUAAGAGAAACGUUCGAGGACAUUGCUGUAAAACUCAAUAUUAAAAUGGUGAGAUGUGAUUUUGAAGGUGAUAGAGAGACUGCAAGUAUCGCAAAAGUACUAAAUUGUCCAGUAAUGAGUAAUGAUUCAGAUUUUUUUAUAUUCAAUGUACCGUAUAUUCCAUUUCUGAAUUUGAAGAUGAGUGUUAUAAGGUCUACAAAAUUAGACCAGAAAACUAACAAGGAAAUAUCUUAUAGGUAUAUUCCAUGUGAGAUUUAUAAGAUUGAUAAAUUUAUUGCUUGUGUAGGAGGAAUGAAGAAAGAAAAUCUUCCUCUUUUAUCUGCAGCAGUGGGAAAUGAUUUUAUGAAGGGGGUGAGUUUAUCAAAAUUGAAUUUGUGUAAAGGAAAUGAAAAUAAUAUUAAUAUGAUUGAAAGAAUAGAAAUUCUUAUAACUUGGUUGACAAUGGAAACUAAAGAAAGUGCUAUCGAGAAAAUCAUAAACUCUUUUGAUGAUUCAGAAAAGCAGUCUGUGUCCAGAGAAAUAGAAAAUGCUAUUAAUGGUUAUACAUUUGUUAAUAGUAAAUAUUUGAAAUAUUUACAGGAUAACCCAAUAGAUCCAGAAGAUAUCGAUAAAUUUGAAGAUCAGCUAGACUCGACAUAUAAUACUUAUGAAAAGUUGACUUCUAGUUUUCCUGCUCCAUUCAUUGAGAAUUUCAGAAAAUCAUUGUACCCUACCAGAUUUUUGGAUAUUCUUACCCAGAAUAAGUAUUACAAUUUCAAGCCACAAGUUGAACUGGACUGUUUGGGACAUAGUCAUACUCCAAGUAUUGAAAUCAUGUCAGCAGUUCAAAAAGUUCUAACUAGCUCGCAAGAGAAUUUAGUAUGCCUAGUAAGAAUUGGCCAAAAUGUUGGUGAACAGGUGCUGCCAGUUUGUAAGCAUGAUUUACCUAGCUUUAGAGAAUUGCAAAAGAUGGAUAAAGACGCCAGAAAACAAAUAAUUUUGAGGGUAAUUAAUAUUGACAACAGUUUUAUUACGAAUACCCUUACGUCGUUUCCAGAAUCCUGGCAUUUAUUUAUCCUGACUCUCAAAUAUAUGAUUAAUAAGUCAAUAAUAUCAUGGCCUCUAGUUUAUACUUUGAUAAUAUGUAAGAUAGUCAUCAGUCAUUUGGACCCAAAAAUAGGAUUCCAUCGCACCGUUCAAACAUUUAACCGACAAUACCUCUACCGAAUCCGUGAAAUGUGGGGUCAGAAAAGGACUCUGCCAAGUACAUACUGGAAUGUUAAAGAUUUCCUGAAUGCCAUUACUUUUGAAGAUGCUCUGCUAGUUAUGAGCCAGGUUAUGCCUUAUUUCGAAAUGAAUAAUCAAUUACUUAGAGAUUACAGAUCAUUUGAUAGGGCUUUAAUGCAUACAACAUCACAAUUCCAAAGUGUUUUAUUACAUGUUAAAUCUCUGAAUCAAUUAUUUAAUAUGCCUUUUGCAGACUUCCUCAUAUCUGAUUGUUUCAAUGGUACUUUUGUUUACAACCUCACAGAAGAUUUGACAAGACGACCUGAUGUUGAUAAUUUCUUGAACUACUGCUUCCGAAAAUCUCCUUUAAUUAUGCAUAUUUUUGAACUCAUUGUGAGUUCUGUAAAAGGAGAAUCAAGAAUACCACUUGGAGAAAAAAGAAGAAGAAUCGAUGUUUGUCAGUCUUCUCAUAUGAAUGUAGUUUAUAAUUAGGUUUUAUGGUUUUUUCAGCUCCUGGUGUCACAAUUUUAGCAACUGAAUUCCAAUUUUACCUGUAAAUGAAUCUGUAUUAUGUGGUUUUUCGUGUUUUACAUAGGUUUUUUGUGGGUAUUUCCGGUAUUCUUAGUUAUGCCCUAUAUUUUUCUGUCAUAAUUAUUGCUCGUUAAAAAUUGGUUUUUAUUGAUCAGAUUUUCAAUACUCUCUAAACAUUUCAUCAUCGAAAAUAUGAUUUUGUGGGUUCUAUGUUAGUCUAUAUUAUUUAUGAAUGCUAUUAAUAUUCAUUUGACAGUGAUUUCAAAAUUUGGAAAAAACUUAUUAGAAUCAAUUAUAUUUGUUUUUAAUUAUUUCUCAUAUACUUCGAAAUUUGUCCAGAAGGUGGAAUUUAGUUUUUUUAU